Archocentrus centrarchus (flier cichlid) is the source of this 4149-nucleotide messenger RNA. RefSeq names its product ubiquitin specific peptidase 38 (gene usp38). Gene Ontology annotation, biological process: protein deubiquitination; ubiquitin-dependent protein catabolic process. The record is from RefSeq and is a predicted model, not a curated record. The transcript is spliced from 11 exons. NCBI's taxonomy places the organism in Eukaryota, Metazoa, Chordata, Actinopteri, Cichliformes, Cichlidae. Gene Ontology annotation, molecular function: cysteine-type deubiquitinase activity. Bases 312 to 3416 code for a protein of 1034 amino acids. Gene Ontology annotation, cellular component: nucleus; cytosol.
ACUGUAAGCGUUUCAAAUGGCCAGCAGCCUUCAUCCGUGGAGAGCCGCAGACUGACUGUUAACACAAACGUAACAACAGCGGAACAGGCAAAGUUAAGAGAAAAAAAAUACCUUCGCCCGAGGGUCCUACCGCCGCGUCUGUCCAUAGGAAUGACGUCGGUGGACGGUUAAUCAGCUGUUUUCAAGCGAGGAAAGGAACCAAAAUAAAUACACAAAACACUGUUUCAUCUUUCAAAGGCCGUCCGGCUCUGACCGACAGGUGAAGCUACUCUGGUCGGACGUUGUUGACAUGCUUUAUUUGGACCGACAACAUGGACAAGAUUUUGGAAGGCCUGGUGAGCUCCGAUCACUCUGUUCCAGUGAAGAGGGCCAUUGUGAAGAAGGUAGUGGAAGCAGCUGAGAGAGAAGUGACAGAGGAUCAGUGUCAGGCGCUGUUUACUCUCACCACCCGCCUCAUUUUACUCGGUGAAGAUGCGUUCCAGAAGCAAAUUGGCUUCCAGGUUCUCGAAGCCUAUGCACGCUACCACCGCCCAGAAUUUGAGCGUUUCUUCAGUAAAGACUUCGUUCUCAGUCUGCUCCAGCAGGGUUACGACCAGCUGGACCGCAAAGACCCCGCCAUAAUAGAAUACAUUCACUGCUGCCUACGGCUGCUCAUCAGCUGUCCCUCGGUGCUGGAGAUCUUUGGUGUGAUCCAGGUGGAGGUUUUAAGGAUGGUGUGUGAACGCCCUGAGCCUGCUUUCUGUGCCCGCCUGAGCACUUUGCUGUCAGACUUUGUGCAGUGCAUCCCGAGGGAUAAGUCGAGUGUUUUAUUCUGCCAGCAGCUGGUGAGGACCAUCAGUUCUUUCCAUUGCUUUGCUAGCCAAGAGCAAGAGCUGAGAGAGUAUGUUGGUCAGGUGACAAAAGUUAGUGCACUGCUGCAGAGCAUCUGGAAGGCUGACCCAGCUACUCUGCUGCCCUCACUGCAGGAAGUCUUUGCCAUUAUUUCCUCCACAGACCCCUCCUUUGACCCAUCCAUUGCACUGGCCAGCCUGGUCCAGCAUAUCCCAGUCCAGAUGAUCACCGUGCUUAUCAAGAGUCUCACCACAGACCAGAAUGUCAGAGACGCAAGCAUGACUAAAGCACUCUGCAGGAUGAUUGACUGGUUAUCUUGGCCUCUGGCCCAACAUGUAGAUACCUGGGUCAUCGCUCUCCUGAAAGGACUGGCUGCUGUUCAGAAGUUCACUAUCCUCAUAGAUGUCACUUUGCUUAAAAUCGAGCUGGUAUUCAGUCGUCUGUGGUACCCCAUUGUGCGGCAGGGGGCGCUGGCUGUGCUCUCUCACAUGCUGCUGAGUUUCCAGCACUCUCCUGAGGCCUUCCAUUUGGUUGUUCCAGAUGUAGUAGAUCUAGUCCAGUCCCUAAGGACAGAUGGGCUCCCCACCAGUAAAGCAUUCCUGCUGCAGUUCACUGAGCUCAUACACUGCAUGAUGUACCAGUACUCUGGCUUUCCUGACCUUUAUGACAACAUACUGGAGGCCAUCAAGGAUCUCCCAAAACCUGCAGAAGAGAAGAUCAAGCUGGUGUUGAAUCAAAGUGCCUGGACGUCUCAGUCCAACUCAUUUGCCUCCAGUCUGCUGAGGCAAGCAGGGAAGUCUGAGACGGGCAAGACGGGUCUGGUCAACCUGGGGAACACGUGUUACAUGAACAGCAUCAUCCAGACCCUCUUUAUGGCCACGGAUUUCAGGAGGCAUGUUUUAUCGUUGCAUCUAAACAGUUCUAAUACGCUAAUGAAAAAGCUUCAGCUCCUCUUUGCUUUCCUCGCACACACUCAGAGGGCAGCCUAUGCUCCCAGAAACUUCUUGGAAGUGUCUCGGCCUCCCUGGUUCAAUGUGGGUUCUCAGCAGGACUGUUCAGAGUACCUCAGAUUUCUUUUAGACAGGUUACACGAGGAGGAGAAAACCCUUCAGGCUUUGGAUUCAGCUAAACCAAAAGCUGCUUCCCCAACUGACGCGAGCUGCAAAGACCCUGCAGGUCCGACACCUGCCGAGGUAAAUGGACAGACCUGUUUGACUCCAGGAGAAACCAGACCUGGAGAUGACAGGCGGACUUUGAUAGAAAAGCUGUUUGGUGGGAAGCUGAUCACAAGCAUUCGCUGUAUGCAGUGCAACUGCAUCUCUGAGAAAGAAGAACCUUUUACAGACCUCUCUUUGGCCUUUUGUCCAUCUACUACUUUUCAGGAUAGUCCUCAAUCACAAGGGCCCUUAGAAGAGCCCAGAGUUCUCUGUCAAGGAUCUGUCAAUGGUGGCAGUGAAGUUCCUGAGCCAGGCUCGGCCAGUGCUCUGGCUAGCAAUGCCCAUUUUGUGCCAGUAACAAAUGAGCCUCCACUCUCCGUGCCUGACCUGGUGAAUUAUUUUCUGGCUCCAGAAAUCCUUGAUGAAGACAAUGCCUAUUUCUGCGAGAAGUGUAGCUCCCUCCAGCGGGCAGAGAAGACCAUUAACGUGGUGUCUGCCCCUGAGUACUUGAUUCUCACCCUGCUGCGAUUCUCAUAUGAUGCCAAAUGCCAUAUCCGUAGGAAGAUUCUGGACAAUGUCACCAUCCCACCACUCAUCAAACUUCCUGUGCAUGACCCUCCAAUACCUACACGGUGCUCUUCUUCUACCUCUUCUCCUCUGCAAGUGGAUUCUCCUGAGAGCAGUGAGAAUCUGGCCAAGAAACUCAAAUCAUCGCAACACGAUGAGGAAGAGGAGAAGGCAAGGAUAGAUGGAGCAGAGGAGAUAAGCAGGGCGGUUCAGUCAGUCCCCUACGUCCUCAGCUCGGUGGUGAUGCAUUCUGGUAUAUCUUCUGAAAGUGGCCACUACUACUCUUAUGGUUGUAACAUUAAUGGGGCAGAUGCAGUACAGCAAACAGCAAACCAGUUUAGCAUCAAAGAGGAUUUAGGGAAUGGCCAGGCCGAGGGCAGCCUCUGCACCUGCUCAGCUCCCUCGGUUUCACAAGAACAAGGCGGCACACUGCAUAAUAGUGGCCAGGAGGCAAAAGAUUGGCUGCUCUUCAAUGAUAGCAGAGUAACAUUCACAUCCUUCCAAUCAGUGCAAAACAUUACUAAUCGCUUCCCCAAGGACACUGCUUAUGUGCUCAUGUACAGGAAGCAGGAGCUACCGGGGCAAAGCGUAAAUGGGGGCCUAAUGGCAAGUGGAAUGAGACUGAGUGCCGAGCCUCCUCUGCAAAAAGAACUACUGGAUGCUGUUAUCAAAGACAACAAGCUCUAUUUACAGGAACAGGAGCUCAGUGCUCGGACCCAGGCUCUUCAGGCCCCGUCAUCCUCCUGCUCAUUCAGGCCCAACGGUUCAGAUGACAAUAACCCACCAGGGAGCUGCGGACCAUCUGGUGGAGGAGGAGGAGGGGGAGGAGGGUUCAAUACCAUUAGUAGACUGGUCUUCUGAAAUAAAGGGGAAAAAAAAUGCUGCAGGAAAUCCAGAUGAACUGGUGCUAAGGGAGUCCUGGGCUGAUCCUACAGGAGGCUGAAUCGUCUCACUAUGUAUAGCAUAAAAGGAGCACUGAAAUGAUCUAGCAACACACACACAGACACACACACAUCAGCACUGGUUCUGAUUCUUCAUUUGAUUUUCUCUAACUCUUAAAGUUUUGGUUAGUCUUCACAUAUUAUUAUUAUUAUUAUUAUUAUUAUUUAUUUUUGUGAUUGAAAACAUUGUAAUCUUCUGUUAAUCCUGAAAAGUUGAAAACUUGGGGUGAAUAUUGCUCACUGGUGCAAAUAUAUUUCCUUCUUAAAUGAAAGAAUUAUGACAAAAUAUGAUUUGACAAAUACUUCAGAUUUGUCUUCUAAUAAACGUUUUCUUUGAUACAUAAAAACCUGUUUUAGUGUAAAAAAAAGAAAGUGCUCAUAUUUUUGACUUUGUUUACUAUUACCUCAUACCCACACAUGCACACAAUACAGAAGAAGGUCACAAUAGAGAAAAAGGCAUUCAUCUGUGGGCUAUACAGAUUUUUUUUUUUUUUUAUCUAUCAUACUUUUUACUUGCAGCAUAUUGUGAGCUGUGGUGUUUCAUUAUUGGGGAUAUUGUGCCUGGAAUGUGUACUCUUAUUUUUUUUUAUAGGUCUCUUACAACACAUGCAAUAAAUGUACAUAUGACGUCAAAUAAAAGAACUUCAAAUGAA